Molecule: messenger RNA, 819 nt
Organism: Kluyveromyces marxianus DMKU3-1042
Lineage: Eukaryota; Fungi; Ascomycota; Saccharomycetes; Saccharomycetales; Saccharomycetaceae
Gene: MED4
Product: Med4p
Exons: 1
Coding region: 1-819 (272 amino acids)
Biological process (GO): regulation of transcription by RNA polymerase II
Cellular component (GO): mediator complex; core mediator complex
Molecular function (GO): transcription coregulator activity
Source: RefSeq, a predicted model, not a curated record
AUGAGCACGCCUAUGAGAAUUGCCUCUUCAACGUCUGUUGUUACGCAACCAGUAUCUGGUCAAGAGCGAAUAGGUGAAGAGCUGCAAUCUGUUGGAAUAUAUCAGGAUUUAGAGAGAUAUGAGGAAACCAUACAGAAGUUAAGUGAAAGUGUAGACAGUUUCAAACCCGAUUUGAGUCUAAUAACCAAGAUAAUAGAAUGUGAUCGGAACCUUUACAAGACACUAGAAGGAUUUCAUGAGUACUAUAAAAUUAAAAUAGAGUUGGAUAAGUUGGAGGAAGAGCAAAAGGAGAUAGGUAGAAAGACCAAAUUCAUGCUGGAGAAUUUGAACAGUUGUUUCCAAUCGCUCAAUGAGCUUCCUAUGUUGGAACAGGUUGAAUUCGAACAAGAAACCAUGCUAAAGCAAAGAGAAAAAAUCCACUCGAAGGUGGUACUCGAUUAUGCGAUGAAGUUGGCCAAAUUCACAAGGUUCCCACCUACAUUUGAUAAAUCUAUGGUUGGACCAAACAACUUUAUCUGGCCAGCAGAGGACUCCUUGCGGAAGGGAAUGUUAGCGAUGGCCUCGUUAAAGAAGAAAGAAUUGCUUGGUGCAGCCUUGGACGAUGAUAAUAAUGAUGAUGAUGGUAAUGCGAAUAUUGACGAGGCAAACAAACAAACAGAAGGAUCUCCUAAGCCGGAGGAAGAGGAUGUGGCUAAGGAAAGAAGAGGCUCUUAUGAGUUUGCCGCAAAUGGAAAAGAGCAAUCGGAUGAUAAGCCUGAGGGAGAUGCCGAUCUGGAGCUGGACCUAGAUUUGGAUCUAUUUAACCCAGACGAAUUUUAA